Symbiodinium natans is the source of this 1116-nucleotide messenger RNA. Lineage: Eukaryota; Dinophyceae; Suessiales; Symbiodiniaceae. The record is from the annotation of a GenBank genome assembly.
AUGCUGAAAUGCUGGCCGGACCUGUUCACGAGUUCGGCGGCUGCCGUCUGCAGAAGCUGGCCUGCGAUUGUGGGUUUUGGCGCCACGGAGGUCAUCGGCGACAUUGUGUUCACCAAAGAUCAUUCCCGGGAUGGUGCUGUCCGACAGCGUGGUUUUGUCUGGUUGGCAUCAGCCCUCGUCAUCAGGCAGCCGAGACGAAAGCGAGGUGCAGUGCCUGCACACGCUGUGGCCUCGCCAAAUGUCGAACUCCUAGUCGAUGCGGACACGCACAGCUUGGAACAGAUCAGGAACGGAAUUGCUAUCAUGACCGAGAAGUACGGCGCCGUACGAACAUCGAUUUUUGCCGCGCCUGGACGAGAAGAAAACAGAAGAUGUCGGGAGUUGUUCAAUCAUCCAGGCAUCAACUUCCGACCUGUGUCACGCCGCGGCACGCAGAGUGGCGGCGAAGCUAACGAUGGCAGAAUCGUCGCCGAGAUGCAGCGCCUUGCUGCAUCCAGGUCUGCAGGAUGCGUUGCUCUGCUAACUUCGGACACGGACUUUGCCAAUGCUGUGGAAGAUUUGGUGGCCUAUGUCAGCAGCUUCUUGGAAGACUUAGAUUAUUCGGAUGGAAGCGGGUAUCUGCUGCCAGCUAUUGCGAAUUUUUGGUUCAGCAACAGUCUUGGCCCUCUAACAGUGUUCCCACGACAAUGUGCCAUUCUUGCACUUUAUGACCGCGUGAACAAUCCUGCCACGAAGCAGGCGUGGCAAAGGCUGUCAGCCGAGCUAGCGUUCUUCUUGCCCAAGUCAGCUACUAGAAAACUGACCAAGACGCAGAAAGAAAAGUAUGGCAGUGGGAUGGCACGAGAAAUAUUUCUUGGAGGUGGGCCUUUCGUGCAUCGAGACUCAGAAGCUCUGGUUGCUCAGGCACUACGCCGGUUGGGCUACCUUGAUUCAGAUAUGAACGGCGACUUUUCUGAGGCUCUCAUGGUUUUUGUCAACUCCAGCCACAACAAGUGCCCUGUCAGCGACGAGCCAACAGUUUGUCUUUACUGUCUUGGUCAUACCUGCAUAGCCCGCAAAUUCAGUAAAGCCCUGCGCGGCCCAACAGCGCAAGCCACAGAUAGCUCGGGAUGUUGA